GGCUGUCAUGCUUGUGUUUUGCUUUGGUUUUUUGUUAUUGUUUCAGGCUAGUGGAGCAACUGAGCCCGGAGAAGAAAGCACGACUGUCUUGCAUAUGUGCGUGUCUUUUUUUUUUUUUCUUUGCGGACGGUGACUCCGGUAUUUAUUAAAAGACAAAUUGCUCAGACUGUUCAUAGAAGCAAGAGCGAUAAAAGUGUUGCCAUGGAAAAGGCUUGGCGGGUGGAGUUCAGAAACGUGGGUUGCAGUUACUUCCCUGAAAGCAGAGUUGACUGCCACUAUUCGCUGAGCUCACAGCACACCUGGGCCAGCAGUGACUGGAUCGGGCUCUUCAAGGUUGGAUGGUCAUCAGUGAGAGAUUACCACACGUUUGUUUGGGCUCUGGCUCCAGCUGAUUAUCAAGAGGGCACGGAAGUCAACUGCUGUGUGCAUUUCCAUGCCUCAUACCUACCAAAGCCCAGCUCCCAAGAGUAUGAGUUUGUGUAUAUUGACGCCAAAGGCGAAAUUUGCUCCUGCAGCUCCAAAUUCACAUUUUGCGCCCCAAAGCCACUGGAGGAUUUAGUGACCCUUGAAGAAGAGUCCCAUGGAGGGGAGGAGGGCACAGAUAUGCUUCUGGUUAUACCCAGGGCUGAGCUGCUACAGAGUCGGCUGCAGGAAUGUCUGCGAGAGCGUGCUGAGCUUCUGCAGCUUCAAGAGGCAGCAAGCAGGCAAAGGGAGAGAGAAAAGCAGGAGUAUAAGAGGGCCAGGGAGGCCUGGGAGAGACAACGUAAAGAGUUGGAGAUUGAUAUUUUCAGGCUGCGGGAGGAGCUAAAGCAGACUCAGGAGAAAAUGGAGGAUGUGCAGCAAAAACAGAAGGAGGAGCAGGCUUUGGGAGAAUCACUGGCCCAAGAAAAAAGUAUGUUAUUGGAUGCGAGGGAGGCGGGUGAACAGCGUAUCAGGGAGCUGGAGGAGGACAUCAAGACCUUGACAGAGAGAACAGUAGAGAGAGAGACAGAGUUGGAAAGGAUGAAAGAAAGGGUGAAGCGAGCAGGAGCUCAGAAGAAAGAAGAGGAGGGUGAGAGAAAAAGCCUGCAGACCAAGCUGGAACAGACAGAAGCUGAGCUCCGCAGUCUGUCGAAGGAAUUCCAGGGCCUGAGGAACUCACUGGCCCAGAGAGACACCAGUGUCCUGCAGCUCCAAAACACCAUCACCACCCUCACCCAAAAACUGACCACUGCCCACAGGAAAGAGACGGAGAGUGAGGCAGCAAUGAAGGAGAUGCGAAGCCUGCGGGAACGUCUGAAUGCAAGUGAGCGCACUGCAGAAGGUUUGAAGAAUGAUCUAAGUGCCAUGGUGACCCAGAGGGAUCACGGGCAAGCAGAACUACAUCAGGCUCGUCUGCAGGCAGCACAGCUCACUCUUCAGCUGGCAGAUUCCAGUCUGGCUCUGAGAGAAGGAAGAGCCCACUGGGCCCAGGAGAGGCAGAAUCUGCAGCGAAUGUCUGAGAAAGACCACGAACAUCUGGAAAAACUCCACACAGAGAUGCAGACAAUGGAGGAAAGGCUGCAGGAGGAGAGGAUGGAGAGAGUGAAGCUAGAGGUGGAGCUUGGAAGAGAAAAGGAUUGCAACCGGGUCCAGUUGAGUGAAACCCGCAGGGAACUGCAGGAAUUGAAGGCCAGCCUGAGAGUGGGCCAGAUGGAGAAAGAGCAGCUACUUGCAGAAAAACAGGAGUUGAUGGAGUACAUCUGUCAGCUGGAGCAGAAGAUGGGAACAGUGGCCAGUGCCAAGUGGAGCGCUGCCCCACUCGCCUCUGCAGCAGGGCGCCCUGAUGGUGUUUUAUCUGACUCUGAGGAUGAGAACCCAGAGGCCCUGCAGCCCCUCCGUCCACCCAGGCCUCUGGGACACUACAGCCUGUGUGAGCAGGGUCAGCCUGACUCACUGCUCCCUGUCACCCCUCCCCAUUCCCCCAGGGAUGUAGAGAGGAGUGCAGUGGUCAUCAACCAGCCAGCUCCCCUCUCCUCGCCACACCAGGCUGGCGCUGAUACUCUGGCACACAGCUCAGAUUCGGAGGAGGAACCUGAUCCACUUCAGUGUGGACGACACAGCUCCAGCGAGGACACAGCCCUUUUACUGCCCGAACAUGCAGACACUGUUCUCAGUGAUCUGGCCGACACCUCGCUAUGGUAACCAGUGGACAUUCACCCACGGCGACCGAUCAAAGGGAGAAGGUGGACUUUAUUGGAGUCGGUGUGACUCCGCAUUACUUCCACUAACAAGCACAUAUAUAGCUCACUGACUCAGAAAAACACAGAAACAGAAAAAUAUGUUUAUAUGCAAUUUCCAUGGUAUCUGCAGUGAUCCUUUUCUCCUUCUAGACUAUUGUGUUGUUGCCUUUACUGUUUGUUGUUAGAAAUGACAUAAUGCUGGUGGUGGCAGGUCAACACCGUGUUUAUGACUGACAUAAGACUGUUGCACAGUUUGAAGCAGUGGUCUUUUAGGCAACAGGCUCUGGCAUUAGAGAGUUUGCGGGCUGUUGCAGAAUGAUUUCUGUUGAAUCAUUGCUAUGUCGAGAGCUUUACGAUGGAUGUUAUGUCGUUUUUAUGACAUUUGUGAUUAGGAGUCAUGACAGGCACUGUAAUUAUGAUGUUUUGUGCAGGUCCCCGGCUCUGCUGGAAAUCAUAGCAAAACUCUCUUCCAGCUUUAAAUUCUCCACAGCGGUUUUGAACACUAUUCAUGAUAGCAUAAAGUAACGAUACAGCCUCAUGCUAGAAUUAUAAUGCAGUAAUGUCGCUCUAUGACAUCAUAUUUCUCCUCCAUUUACUCUGAACUAAGAUUUGAUAUGCACUUUCUUGUAGGCAUUAGCAGUUGAUUGUUGUCACCCAGAUGCAGUUAAGAAGAUUUAGUGAUGCAGAGGCGUUCGUAGAUGGAUAAGCAUUCGACAUAUGAGUUUAUUGAACAGAUUGUGUUUAAAGUCUAUUAAGAUAAACGCCAGCUGCAACUUGCUACUUCAGUAACUUUAUAUCAUAAUUAUUAUAAAAUUAAUGCUGAUAAGCUUUUCACUGUAGAUAAGCUGCAGUUUUUACCUCGUAAUGAACCUGGAUUUUACAUUUUAGAAUAACUGACACAAAAUGCUAACUUCAUUUGGAUAUUUAGAGCUCUUCUUUAUUACACUUUGUAUUGUACAGAAAUCCUUAUUCACAUGCCAUUCUAAAUUUGUGCCUGAAAAAAUAAAACUACACAAAAGUUUUGCAAAAAAAAAAAAAAAAAUCAUCUUUACAGAUCCUCACAUCAUAACAUGGUGUUGGUAUCCCCCCCUAGUCUAUGGCAUUAUAUUGCCUAAUAAAAACUGCUGCCUACCUUUUAAUCAAUACUGUAUGCAUUUUUCAUGAUUUUCUAUUUAUAAUUAACGUGAGUUAUGCUGCAAUCAGACUAUAUUCAGGUUUAGGUUGAAAUAGGUAGGUGUUCAGUUCAGUUCACACAACAUUUUGUGGAAUGUGUGGCAAAAUUUUCCAUGCUUGGCUAAGAUUUGCUAGACACUUUGAUGCUUGAUUUUACCGGCUAUAUUUGCACCCUAUUUUUACUAUAGAUGAAUUUCUAGAUAAAAAGUUGAUAUGUAUACUUAAAGUGUGUCGGUCAUGUCCUUUCAUUAUUAUCUUAAUCAUUACCAUCGUGUGUAGUGUUUACGCGUACUUUAUCUACUUUUUUUUUUGUUUCCUGAUGUGUCACUUUUUGACUGUUGCAAGGUGCUAUCACUGAAGGGCAACGAUACCAGCAUGAUGAGUUCAGGAGAGAUUGGAAAUGUGUCAACAGUCUGCGAAAGCAACUGGUUUGAAUGUUUAAAGCAGAUUUAUUGAAGUAAUCGUAACAAGCAGACUCAGAAGGUUUUGUAGUACAGGUCUUGUCAUUUACCUUGUGUCACUGUGUAAUCUGGUGUUGCAGUACGUGUUAAUCGUCUUCAUAUGUAGAAGUGUGAGAAGUAUUUUCAGGAGCCUGGUGUUUUUACCCAGAAGAUUGCACUCUACAUGCAUUCUCCGCAGUCCUUAUUUGUGGUUGUCAUCUGGUUUAUGUCUUGAGGAAGUUAUUUUUUUGUUGAUCCGCCGAGAGCUUCCAGGAUGAGUGCUCCUCGUCAGGACACCGCCGCACAUUGCAAUAAAGCUCCUGUGGUUAUGGUUUGUUUUGAAGUUUUGUGUGUGAAGGUUAUCCCACAUGUACACCCUCUGUGUAUUUUCUUAUCAGCCAUGUAACAGGGUUUGGGUGGGGUUCUGUAUAAUAAAAUGGUUUAUGUAUCCAUUA
Sphaeramia orbicularis (orbiculate cardinalfish) is the source of this 4269-nucleotide messenger RNA. RefSeq names its product calcium binding and coiled-coil domain 1a (gene calcoco1a). The coding region runs from base 202 to 2163 and encodes 653 amino acids. Gene Ontology annotation, molecular function: transcription coactivator activity. NCBI's taxonomy places the organism in Eukaryota, Metazoa, Chordata, Actinopteri, Kurtiformes, Apogonidae. Gene Ontology annotation, biological process: positive regulation of transcription by RNA polymerase II. The transcript has 15 exons. The record is from RefSeq and is a predicted model, not a curated record.